Molecule: messenger RNA, 2677 nt
Organism: Drosophila suzukii
Lineage: Eukaryota; Metazoa; Arthropoda; Insecta; Diptera; Drosophilidae
Gene: ast
Product: protein asteroid
Source: RefSeq, a predicted model, not a curated record
CCACACUGUCCCUAGCACGCGUUCGCGGUUCUGAUAGGAAAAUAAACAAAUAAAAUAAACUGCGGAUCAACAAGUGCCGGGAAAAUGGGAGUCCGCGGCCUAACCAGUUACAUAGCACAGCGUGCGGAGAUCUACCUGAAGCCCUACGAACUGCACUCCACGGCUCUGGUCAUCGAUGGCGACAAUCUGUCUUGCAAUCUUUACAAGGAUGUCGCCGGGAGUUACUCCGCUUUUGGCGGGGAUUACGACGACUUUUACCGGGCUGUGGUGCAGUUCUUCCAGGUCCUGGCCGAGUGCAACAUCCGUCCGUAUGUCCUCAUGGACGGGGGCUAUGAGGAGCGCAAGCUGCGGACCGUGAGCACCCGAUUGAGGGGCAAGAUAUCCGUGAUCAAGAAGAUAAACCCAAAUGCCUCCAUCACGUUGUUUCCCCUGCACCUCAAAGAGGUCUUUGUGGAUGCAGUGCGAGAUUGUGGAGUGCCAGUGAUGCGGUGCGUCUUUGAGGCAGACGACGAGCUGGCCGCCCUGGCCAGGAAACUCAACUGCCCAGUGCUCUCGUACGACUCUGAUUUCUACAUUCACAAUGUCAAGUACAUUCCCCUGAUUACGCUUACAGUGAAGGUGCUCACCAAACAGGUAAAGGACAAGAACAACGGCAAACAAAAGGACUCACGGGAUCUGCGACGCAACGAGGUCAAGAAUGUGGAGAAGCGCACCAAGGCUAACAAGAUUGUGGCUGGUAUACAAACCUCCGAUCAGGCUGUAAUCCUAAAAGGGAAUACUAAGACCUACAAGUACCUCGACUGCUGCAUUUACCGAGUGUCGCAUCUCUGCGGGCGCAGCACUUUGAGUCCCGAGAAACUCCCGCUUUUUGCUGCUCUUCUAGGCAACGAUUACAUUGCCCGCGGCGCCUUCAAAAACUUCUUUGCCGCCGGAAUGGGCAAAGCAGGCCGGAGUCGCAAGCUUAAGAUUCAGCAGAAACGCAUAGCGGUCAUCCUCACCUGGCUAAAGGAAGAAACCGCCGAGUCCGCUUUGGCCAAAGUGCUGUCGAGGUUGAAAAAGAACCAGAGAGAUUCUCUAGUGUCCCAGGUCAAUGCAGCCAUUUCUGGUUACUCCAAUGAGUUAUGCCAUGCCUAUGACUUCUUCGAGGAGCUUUACGAUAAUGCUUUUCCUUAUAUAGAACCCGCCAGUGAAGAGGAAUUAAGUGAUGAAGAAGAGUUGGCCAGUGUGGAUGAAAACCAAUUAGAAGGUGAAGAUGUCGAGGAUCAGGAGGAGGCUGAUAACCAGGAGGAGGAGCAACAAGGCGAAGAACCACCUGAAAACCAAGAAGCUGAUUCAGGAGAAGAAGAAGAGGAAGAGGAAACGGAUGAAGUGGAAGUGGAGGACAAAACCCUACUAUUCCCACAGUGGUUUCUUGACAAACUAUACCCAGCUCACCUGUCUCGCUAUUUUGUGGACCUUAUGCACCUGCGCAAGUACAUCAACAACCCACAGAUCGAGCACUUUCCCUUCCACGACUCCAAUGAACUGGCCCUGCCCAUCCUAAACUACGUGUUCUCCCUACUCCAUCACGUGGAGGGUGCUAAAACGGAACCUGAAAUUGAUGUGGACCGUUCACCACUCCCUAUCGAGUUUAGUUACCUCACUAGAGCUCUUCGAGUGACGAAUGUAAGGUAUAUUAAGAUGCCCAUUGAGAAGGAGCCUGCUUAUGCGUUUGAUCCAUCUAACCCGGAUCCUAGGCAUCUGCGAGCUGUGUUUGAAGCCAAUAUUCCGUAUGUGGAUACGGAAAAGUUGUUCAGCAAGCUGGAUGAACUCUCAGAGGACUUGAGACUGUACUUCCUGGCCAUUAUCUACUGGUUACAUCGCUCGGAACACUGUGAUUUGGUGCAUCUCCACGCGCUGAUCCUCAGUUUGCUUGUGCUGCGGACCAUUGAUGUAAAAAUACCAGCUGAACGGGAGGUGAAAGCUUUCCGCAAGAGAUUUGGCAAGACAUUAAAGGCAGAACGAGCAGUGAGGGACAAAGAAGCCGCCGAAGGAGUUAAGCGCGGAAUUAAACCCGCUCUCCUAGAGCUCUCAAUACCAGAUCGAAUGCAACAUGUACCGAAAUCGGAUUGCUACUUAACCCAAGAACGUCUGCUGCCCCAUUUUCAUAUGCAGGAGAUCUUCAAGAAAAAGUUUGAUUUGUACUCCACAACGGUCAUCCACGCCUUUGCUGAAUUUCAGGCUGUGGUCUAUCAACUCAAUGGACUCAACUCACUUCUGGAUUUUUCACUGCCAAGUCCUAGAAUGAAUCAGCUUUAUUGCGGUGCCUUUCUCUACAAUAUGUACGAUCUCCUGAGAAAUCGCGCAGAUGUCCGCUACCAUGUGGAGAACUUUCUGCUGCCCGACUCCAAGAUGAUGUUUGAUUUCUAUAGCUAUUUGUACGACUGGUGUGAGGAGUUUAUUCCACAUUGGAAAAGAUUGGAGGUGGAUCAAACGGCGGCAAAGGCGCAGCAAAAGAAGCGUCUUAAGAAGCAGAGACAGGCAACCAGGAAAGCGGACACAAAGGAGUCUAAUGCGGAUCCCAAUGCGGAUAUGGUCAAGGAUGCUGAUCCCGAAGAUGACUUCUUUGAUUUGAAUAACAAAUUCUGUUCACUCAAAGUAGCGUAGCUUACUGAUAAAUAUUUAGAUCAAUUCUUAA